This is a messenger RNA of Lactuca virosa, 1563 nucleotides long. The record is from the annotation of a GenBank genome assembly. Lineage: Eukaryota; Viridiplantae; Streptophyta; Magnoliopsida; Asterales; Asteraceae.
AUGGCUACCUUCUCCAAACCCCAAUUAAAUAACUCUCAUUCUUCAACGGAAAGCUCCAAUUUUGAAACGUCAGACAACCAACCCAUGUCGCACGACUGGUAUUCCGAAGACAACGGAGUAUACAACAGCAGACACCCACGAAUUAACCUCCCUUCAGACCCAUUUCUCGAUGUCGUUUCCUGCGUAUUCUCACACAAACACAACGGAAAAACUGCACUCAUUGAUGCAGCAUCCGGGGUUUCAAUUUCGUACGCAGAACUCCAACCGUUGGUGAAAUCAAUGGCUAAUGGACUUCACCACCACAUGGGUGUUUCAAAAGUUAAGCAAGAUGACACCGCUGCGAUUCUUUAUUCAUCAGGAACUACCGGCGCAAGUAAAGGCGUAGUUUUAACUCAUAGAAAUUUGAUUUCUGGGGUUGAGCUUUUCGUUCGAUUUGAAGCUUCUCAAUAUGCGUAUCCCCCUGAAGACAACGUGUAUUUAGCUGUUGUACCCAUGUUUCAUAUCUAUGGACUUACACUUUUCACUAUGGGGAUUCUUUCAUUGGGUACUACGAUUGUUGUUAUGAGAAAGUUUAAUGUUGAUGGAAUGGUGAGGUCUAUAGAUAGAUAUGGAGUCACUCAUUUUCCCGGAGUGCCCCCAUUGGUGACUGCGUUGAGUAGGAUGGGAAAGGGUAGUUCUGGUAAAAGUAAAACCUUGAAGAGCUUAAAGCAGGUGUCUUGUGGAGCUGCUCCUUUGAGCACAAAAACUAUAGAGGAGUUUAUGCAAUAUUUUCCUCAAGUCGAUUUCAUUCAGGGUUAUGGCAUGAGUGAAUCGACUGCUGUGGGAACACGUGGAUUCAACACACGAGAUGUUCAUAAUUAUGCAUCGGCUGGACUUUUGGCUCCAAAUAUGGAAGCUAAAGUGGUGGAUUGGGUUACUGGUUUACAUCUGCCACCUGGAAAAACCGGUGAACUUUGGUUACGUGGGCCCGCUAUAAUGAAAGAAUACUUGAACAAUGUGGAGGCAACUUCUUUGACUAUUGAUAAGGAAGGUUGGCUACAUACAGGAGACAUUGUCUAUUUUGAUAAAGAUGCAUAUUUGCAUAUUGUUGAUCGUUUGAAAGAGAUAAUAAAGUACAAAGGGUUUCAGAUUGCUCCUGCUGAUUUAGAGGAUGUUCUUACAUCUCAUCCAGCCAUACUUGAUGCUGCAGUAACAGGAGCUAGAGAUGAGGAAGCAGGAGAAGUUCCAGUUGCAUUUGUAGUGAGGAAGCCUGGAUUUGAAGUUACUGAAUCCAGCAUAAUUGAUUUUGUAGCAAAACAGGUGGCGCCAUACAAGAAGGUGAGAAAAGUGAUGUUCAUGAACGUGAUACCAAGGUCUGCAGCUGGAAAGAUACUAAGGAGGCAAUUAAAGGACAAGUUAUAUUCGAGAAUUUGAUGAUUUAAAAAUAUUUCAUUUAUUUUUUAUGCAAUUCUUCAAGUGUGUGGCUUAUAAAAUAUAAACCCUUGAGUCGGGUUGACACGGGUUUAUUUUUUUGUAAUGUGAUCAACAUUCAACAACAAUGUUGGAAUUUAUUGGAAUAAAUAG